Messenger RNA from Folsomia candida, 2075 nucleotides. RefSeq lists its product as uncharacterized. Bases 80 to 1804 code for a protein of 574 amino acids. The record is from RefSeq and is a predicted model, not a curated record. The transcript has 8 exons. NCBI's taxonomy places the organism in Eukaryota, Metazoa, Arthropoda, Collembola, Entomobryomorpha, Isotomidae.
UUAAUCGUCAUUGCCAGUUAAAUCCAGUUACCGGAUUCAACUGAAAAUAAUUAAUUCCAUGUAAAUAAAAUUGAUUGAUAUGGAUAUUUCGAUUCUAGUUUAUUUCUUCUUCGCCUCCAUUUUUAUCCCCUUCAUCUCCACGCAAAAUGUUAUCCCACCCGAAACUCAGCAUCAAAUCGACCUGUUCAUCUCGAACGUAAUGAAUCAACAGAAUGUGCCGGCCUUAGCGAUUUCAAUAAUUAAAAACAAUGGAGAACUCCUCUAUAAAACCGGCUACGGACAGAGAGACCGAGAGAACCGGCUACCCGCCGAUAGUGACACUCUAUUUUCCAUCGGAUCAUUAACUAAAAGCUUCACUGCAGUAAUUGCAGUCAAAUUUCUUCAUGAAAACUUUCCUGAAUUGGGGCAAUCCGUACUGGACACGCCAAUACGAACAUUGGCGCCAAGUUAUGAUUUUGUUCUAGGAGACAGGUACCGAUCAGGGUCCGUGACCUUCCGUGACCUGCUGGCCCAUAGGGUUUGCUAUUUGCCAGAGUAUACGGGAAUGUGGGUUCAGGCUUACAACGAUUCGCGAGAGUUCUUUUACCGACAAAGAUACUCACUCAAUUACUGCGCAUUUAGAAAUGCUUAUCUUUACAAUAAUGGACUUAUCGCAAUUGCCGGAGAUAUAAUUGCACACCUGGCAAACUCUACGUAUGAAGAUAUGCUUUCUGAUCUGCUUCUCUCAAUUGGAAUGACUAACACAACUUGGGUCAAAGAAAGUGACGAUCAUAACAAUAUGAUGCAACGUGCGGUGCCAUACUACUGGAAAGAUGGCGUCCUUAAUCGAUAUAAUCCAGAACUGAUGAAGGGUGUCGUCCUUGUAAAUGCGGCCGGUGGUAUUUUGAGCUCGGCGAGCGAUAUGAUGAAAUAUAUGCAGUUUCAUUUAAACCUUGGACAAGUUGGGGACAAUCAAAUUAUACCUGCGGAAGUAAUGAACUGGUUAUAUACACCAUCCUCUCUAAUCGCUUCUGGGACCUUAAAAUCUGAAAUCAAUCCUGACUCAAUUAUUAACCUGAACAUUGCAUACGGACUCUGUCUGGAUAUUGGAGUUUAUGAUGGGUGGUUACGAAUCGGACAUGGCGGGUAUCUUCCCCCUUCUGAAAGUCUUAUGCACUUAUAUCCCGAAUUAGGACUUGGCGUCUUUAUAGCCAUGAGUGGUCCGGGUACUUUGCGCUCGACAUCUAUGCCGAACUCCUGGAUUCAGGCCCAGCUCUUUGAGAUAUUGCGAGGGGCAAUAAAGCAGGAUGUGGGCAGAUUUGAUAGUUUUUCGAACAAGAUAUAUACCGCUGCUCCAUUGGACUUGAUGCCAUUGGCAGAUUUGUCUCGGAUUUCAACAAGAAAUCAGGAUACGAAUAGCCAAGCAAAAAUUUCACCUGACGAAGCCGUUGGUACAUAUGGAAGUGGGUUCAAUGGUGAGAUGAUCAUUUCCUUCAAAAAUAAUUCGGCCGGAAUCCCACAACUGUAUUGGGAAUAUGGCAAAUGGGGGCUGGCUUGGCUGGUUCAAAUAUCCGAGUCAAAUUUCUCCAUUGACGAGUGGGCCUCUGAUUUUUGGAUGAUGUAUUGGGCAAAUCAACGCGGAAUGACAAAUCUUACCCUGGAAUUUGCAGAUAUGGAUAACAUUCGAUAUCUAGCUGAGGGCGCACAAGGGAGCACCAAUUUCACACGAGGGCUCAAAAUUGACGAUUUACCUGAAGUCCCAUGGGCGCCCGAUAGUUGUGAGAACAAAGUGGUGAAACCAAGAAGCCAUACAUACACUCCGUGAUGGUAUUGAUUUGAUACCGCACUGUCCUGCAGAUGGGUAGUCUGUAUUGCAAUAACCGCGUUACGAUCCCACUUUGCAUAAAUUGCAUUACGAAUAUUACGAUGAAAACACCUACAUUAGUAGUUGAAGAUUCCUCAAUGAGGAAAACACGGAGCCAAAAUUCAAUCAAACCGAUAGCAAGUUAAUUAAAACUGUCAAACUUAUCUUGACUGAUAUCCCCCAAAAUGUAGAUAAUUUAAAUUUGAAAGAAUAAAUAAUUAUAAGCCCAGCA